Cryptomeria japonica (Japanese cedar) is the source of this 607-nucleotide messenger RNA. Its product is annotated as signal recognition particle 9 kDa protein. Gene Ontology annotation, biological process: SRP-dependent cotranslational protein targeting to membrane. The transcript has 4 exons. Gene Ontology annotation, molecular function: 7S RNA binding. Gene Ontology annotation, cellular component: signal recognition particle, endoplasmic reticulum targeting. The record is from RefSeq and is a predicted model, not a curated record. Lineage: Eukaryota; Viridiplantae; Streptophyta; Pinopsida; Cupressales; Cupressaceae. The coding region runs from base 27 to 404 and encodes 125 amino acids.
GGAUAUAAAACCCUUGGAGCCAUAUCAUGAUCUACACAAUAGGCUUCCAAUUUCUCAUUGUUAAACUCAAUAGACAGCAAAGCAACUUUCGGAAUACAAUGGCUUACGUAGAUUCGUGGGACGAAUUUGCAGAACGAGCUGUUCUGCUAUUUCGAUCCGAUCCAACAAGAUAUGUAAUGAAAUACAGGCAUUGCGAUGGAAAAUUGGUUCUUAAGGUCACUGAUAAUAAAGUGUGUCUAAAAUUCAAGACAGAUCAGGCUCAAGAUGCAAAGAAAAUGGAGAAGCUCAAUAAUGUUUUCUUUACAUUGAUGGCUCGUGGCCCUGAUGUUGAUCCAACAGAAGAGUUAGCAAAAGAACAGGCAGCUUCUCAAAUGACCAAAAAGGGCCGAGGAAGGAGACAAUGAUUGUUGCAUUUGUAAAACGUACUUUGCUUUACUAAGUCCAAUUUUUGUCUUUGUGUUAAGGCUAAUUAAAAUUGCAUUUAGAAUAGAGCUGGGGCAAUGCAACAUACGAUUUAAUGUUUGAGGACGUUUGAGAAGGGGAAAAUCUAGAAUUAUGCUUUGUCCUUAUGAUAGCAAUAUCCAGUUCCAGUUUUGUAUUGGCUUUA